Gymnogyps californianus (California condor) is the source of this 1154-nucleotide messenger RNA. RefSeq names its product glutathione S-transferase-like. Lineage: Eukaryota; Metazoa; Chordata; Aves; Accipitriformes; Cathartidae. Gene Ontology annotation, molecular function: glutathione transferase activity. Bases 333 to 1001 code for a protein of 222 amino acids. The transcript is spliced from 9 exons. Gene Ontology annotation, biological process: glutathione metabolic process; xenobiotic metabolic process. The record is from RefSeq and is a predicted model, not a curated record.
GUGACUGAAGUUCUCAGCACUACGAAUACUUUUCCCUCAUUGCCAGGAAUACAAGUGUUUAGGGCCAUGGGAAACGUUGCUGCAGCCUGAGGUUGUCUUUCCUGACUCACCUGGUUACCUUUCCAGUUCGAAGGAGAAUUUCUGGAAAGCAGAGACCAGUCUAGGAAGUUACUGCAAGAGAUGCAGCCCUGCUUUCAGCAAGUGCCCACGGUGGGGACUGGUGGGAUGAAGAUGGUGCAGUCCAGAGCCAUCCUCAGCCACACAGCCCGAAAAGUAUAGCCUGUAUGGGAAGGACCUGAAGGCCAGAGCCUGGGAACUAGGAGCUCAGAAGCAUGUCGGGGAAGCCCAGGCUUACCUACUGUAAUGGAAGGGGGCGAAUGGAGCCCAUACGAUGGCUGUUGGCAGCAGCCGGCGUGGAGUUUGAAGAAAUUUUUUUGGAAACAAGAGAGCAGUAUGAAAAGUUGAUCAAAGAUGGAGUCCUGAUGUUCCAGCAAGUGCCCCUGGUUGAGAUCGAUGGGAUGAAGAUGGUGCAGACCAGAGCCAUCCUCAGCUACAUAGCAGGGAAAUACAAUCUCUAUGGGAAAGACUUGAAGGAGAGAGCCCUGAUUGACAUGUAUGUGGAAGGAAUAACAGAUCUGAUGCAAAUGAUUUUGAUGUUUCCUUUCUCUCCACCUGAGGCAAAGGAGAAAAAUCUUGACUUAAUUAAGGAGAGGGCAACUAACAGGUACUUCCCAGUCUUUGAAAAGGUUUUGAAACAACAUGGCCAAGACUUUCUUGUGGGCAACAAAUUCAGCUGGGCAGAUGUUCAGCUAAUUGAAGCCAUUUUAGCAGUGGAGGAGAAAAUACCUGCUGUGCUGUUGGGGUUUCCUCAGUUGCAGGCUUUUAAAAUAAGAAUGAGCAAUAUGCCUACAAUUAAGAAGUUCCUGCAGCCUGGCAGCCCAAGGAAACCCCCACCAGAUGAAUGUUAUAUAGAAACUGUGUUGAAGAUUUUUAAGAAAUGAAUGCCUUGCUACCUUCAGUGAGACCCAAAAUACUGGAAAAAAAAAAUCCAAACCAAAGGAAGUAGGAAGCUCAGUAAAUUAGUAUCGUUGUAGUUAAAACCAAUGGUAAAAAAAAAAAAACAACCCAAAACUGAAAUAAAGCAUUCUGAUUAC